UGAAGCUAUUUGCCACAAUAUAUAAACCCCUACCUUGGCGAAGUUUGAAAUUUUGAUUUUCUUCCCACAUUCUCUUUACUACUCACAGAAAUUCUGAAUCUGAAUUUUAGGGUUUGAAAUUUGAGGUGAAUCUUCAAAUUUGAGAAUUUUUCUUACAUUAUAGAAUCGGUUGAAUUUCAAAAUCUUUCUGUUGGUAAUGAUAUGAAUGUAGUCAUUAUCUCCAUUAAUGUAGUUGUGAAAAGCUAAAAUCAAAGACAUGUAUAACACAUAAGGUGGAGAGGACACGAAUUAGGAUACAAGCUUACUAGAUCGGAGUGUAUUCAUGGUAGUAGGUAGGAAUGCACUGUGUCUUGGUGCCUUUACUAGUAGUGUUAGUGCUAUGAUUAUAGUUUCUUGUUCUUCGAUUUUGUUAAUAUAUGUAGUUUUGUGUAGUUCCAUUGUACUAAUAUUUGGUUGUACAACUGUUCGGUUACUAUAUGUUGAUUUGUUACUAUCUAUUGUCUCUAGUAUUAUCUGGUGCUUCAUCCAUUUUUUUUCUUCUUUUGGCUUUGUUGUUCAUUGUGUCUGAGCAUAAGCUAAGCAGAUUCAAUGUCGAUAUUCGGCACCCCUGCUGCUGCGAACACAAAUCCUAAUAAGUCUACAGAGGUUCAACAACCUCCUGCUGACUCUGUAUCAAGCCUCUGCUUCAGUCCAAAAGCUAAUCUUCUGGUUGCUACUUCAUGGGAUAACCAGGUACGAUGUUGGGAAGUGAUGGGAGGUGGAACCAACAUUGGAACUGUACCGAAGGCCUCUAUAUCACAUGAACACCCGGUUUUAUGCUCAGCUUGGAAGGAUGAUGGGACAACAGUCUUCUCUGGAGGUUGUGACAAGCAAGUGAAAAUGUGGCCGCUAUCUGGUACUCAACCCGUAACAGUAGCCAUGCAUGACGCUCCUGUCAAGGAAUUGGCUUGGAUCCCAGAGAUGAAUCUCUUGGUCACAGGAAGCUGGGAUAAGACUCUGAGGUACUGGGAUUUGAGACAACAAAAUCCAGCACAUGUCCAACAACUUCCUGACCGCUGCUAUGCACUCACAGUGAGACAUCCUUUGAUGGUUGCUGGCACAGCUGAUAAAAAUUGUAUAAUUUUCAAUUUACAGAAUCCUCAGACUGAGUUCAAGAGAAUAGCCUCACCCUUAAAGUAUCAAACUCGGUGUUUAGCUGCCUUCCCUGAUCAACAAGGUUUCUUGGUUGGCUCUAUUGAAGGACGGGUUGGUGUGCAUCAUCUUGAUGAGUUGCUACAAGGUAAAAACUUCACAUUCAAAUGCCACAGGGAGGGCAACGACGUUUACUCAGUUAACUCUCUGAACUUCCAUCCUACACAUGGAACGUUUGCAACUGCAGGAUCUGACGGUGCCUUCAACUUUUGGGACAAAGAUAGCAAACAGAGGCUUAAGGCAAUGUUAAGAUGCAACCAGCCCAUACCUUGCAGCGCGUUCAACAAUGAUGGCUCAAUCUAUGCAUAUGCGGUUUGUUAUGAUUGGAGCAAGGGUGCAGAAAAUCAUAAUCCAUCAACUGCAAAAACAUACAUUUACUUGCACUUCCCACAGGAGUCUGAAGUUAAAGGCAAGCCUCGAAUUGGAGGUAGCAGUAGAAAGUGAAGUCAGCAGUACAGCUUCUUCUCACCAUUUUGGAGAACGUUUGGCUUGUUCUGUACAUUGAGACAUUUGUGUUCCAUUUUUGGGUUUUUUUCCGUGUGCAGUCUUGCAAUUAAUUCGCAGGAGUAGGAGUUGAGCUUUGAACACUCGAAAGAAAGGUUGAUAGAUAGUGAUUUGAGUCUGAUAUUCCUUAUUAGUAGGAGCUUUCUAGUGACAAUACAAGUCGUAUAUAAUUAGAUAAUUGCUUAUAGUCUCCAUCUCUGUUCACUAGCUUGUAAAUUGGAACUUCCUGUAAGUGAAUCUCUGCACUUCUAUCUCCGAAGUCAAAUUAUAGCUGUUUUUCUUUUGAA
Solanum dulcamara is the source of this 1982-nucleotide messenger RNA. Its product is annotated as protein RAE1-like. Gene Ontology annotation, molecular function: ubiquitin binding; RNA binding. The record is from RefSeq and is a predicted model, not a curated record. Gene Ontology annotation, cellular component: nuclear pore. The transcript is spliced from 11 exons. Gene Ontology annotation, biological process: RNA export from nucleus; transcription-dependent tethering of RNA polymerase II gene DNA at nuclear periphery. Bases 589 to 1635 code for a protein of 348 amino acids. Lineage: Eukaryota; Viridiplantae; Streptophyta; Magnoliopsida; Solanales; Solanaceae.